Messenger RNA from Chenopodium quinoa (quinoa), 1778 nucleotides. RefSeq names its product inner membrane protein PPF-1, chloroplastic-like. The transcript has 11 exons. The record is from RefSeq and is a predicted model, not a curated record. Gene Ontology annotation, molecular function: membrane insertase activity. Gene Ontology annotation, biological process: protein insertion into membrane; thylakoid membrane organization; protein localization to chloroplast. NCBI's taxonomy places the organism in Eukaryota, Viridiplantae, Streptophyta, Magnoliopsida, Caryophyllales, Amaranthaceae. Gene Ontology annotation, cellular component: chloroplast thylakoid membrane. Bases 231 to 1553 code for a protein of 440 amino acids.
UGUCACUCAAUCAUUGGCCACAAUUAAAAAAAUCCCCCUCCAAAUUCCAUAAUUUCAUCAAAUCGGAUAAUGCGUAGAAAUAAAAAACAACGAAUAGCAGCCCUUCUUCCACCACCACCACCUCUUCCCAAUACACACUGAAACACAAUCCAACCCAAGUUCCCAUUUUCUCUCUCAUCAUCUCAAUAUCUCAUGAUCAAUUGAAUACUUCCUUCAUUCUAUCUCCUCUAAUGGCGAGAACCCUAAUUUCAUCCUCGCCAUUUUUCGGAACUGUAUUACCUUCGAAAUCUUAUCGUCAUGGCAUCUACUCUCUUCCUCAUCGAAGCAAAAUUAUCAGUACAACUGUGAAGUUCAGUUUCCAGGAAAUUCCUCCAAUUUCUUCGAUUGAUAGUUCGAUUGAUUUGAGUGCGGUUUUUAGUAGAGCUGAAAGUCUUAUUUAUACUCUUGCUGAUGCUGCUGUUACUGCUUCUCCUGACGCUUCUGGAGCUCCGGUGCAGAAAAGUGGUGGAUGGUUCGGGUUUAUUUCCGACGCCAUGGAAGUCGUUUUGAAGGUUAUGAAGGAUGGGCUCUCAACUUUACAUGUGCCUUAUUCAUAUGGAUUUGCAAUCAUAUUACUUACCGUCCUCGUGAAAGUAGCAACUUUUCCUUUGACAAAGCAACAGGUUGAAUCAACGAUGGCAAUGCAAAAUCUCCAACCAAAGAUAAAAGCCAUACAAGAAAGAUACAAAGGAAAUCAGGAAAGAAUUCAACUUGAGACAUCACGUCUUUACAAGCAGGCUGGGGUCAAUCCAUUGGCAGGGUGCUUACCAACUUUGGCAACAAUACCAGUCUGGAUAGGAUUGUAUCAAGCUCUUUCGAAUGUAGCUAAUGAGGGACUGUUGACAGAAGGGUUUUUUUGGAUUCCUUCUUUGGGCGGGCCAACUACAAUUGCUGCACGCCAAAGUGGUGCCGGCAUCUCCUGGCUCUUUCCUUUUGUGGAUGGUCACCCCCCUAUUGGCUGGAGUGAUACUGCAGCCUAUCUUGUUCUGCCCGUUCUGCUAGUUGUCUCGCAAUAUGUUUCGAUGGAGUUGAUGAAGCCUCCCCAAACUGACCCGUCUCAGAAGAAUUCACUUCUCGUUCUGAAGUUCCUUCCUCUUAUGAUUGGCUAUUUUUCCUUAUCCGUCCCAUCCGGAUUAUCCAUCUAUUGGUUUACAAAUAAUGUCCUCAGUACUGCACAGCAGGUAUGGUUACGCAAAUUUGGUGGUGCUAAGCCUGUUGUGAAUGAGAACGCCGGUGGAAUUAUUAGUGCUGGAAAGGCAAAGCGGUCUGUAUCCCAACCUGCUCAAAUUGACGACAGGUCUAGACAAUUCAAAGGAGAAGUGAGAAGGCAAGAAGUGAGCAAAGCACUGCCAGAUGAUCAGGCAUCUGUUACUGAUUCUGAAAUAGGGUCAGAUGAUGAAUCGAAAGAAACAGAUGAAUUAGAAGAGGCAUAUGCAUCAAGUAGCAGCAAGCAGAUUCCCAAGUAUUCCACUCCAAAGAAGAGUAAGCGAUCAAAGCGGAAGCGUGUGGGUUAAUUGUUUUAGUGUAUUUAGUUACUAUUUAGUUUUGUAUAUUUACUGAAAUCAUACCCUAGUCAGUGUCAUAGUUGCCGUUUAAAUGGCUUGUUUGUUUCCACUUUUUAUUCACCAUUGCCCUUUUGCAUGUAUUUUGGGCUGACCACAUUUUUGUAAAACUAAAAUGUUACAAUAUUAAAUUAGAAUUAAAGCAACCAUCCUCGUACACCCUAUUGUCAUUGUUUU